CUUUUCCCCAAUUGGAUUUCAUCAGUCACUCCGAGUUUGCGUUUACAAUUUGCAAUAAAACAGGUGGAAACUGCGUUUCUGACCCACUUUCCGUUUCCCUCCGCAAGCGUAGCAAAGAACAAAACAAAUUAGUAAAUGUAAUCUGCAGUGUGAAAGAAAAACAAAAAUGAAAGUGAAAACGUAUGGGUCAUUGUGAAAUCAUAAAUUCUCUGAAGUUCAUUGCUACGGCGUGUAAUAAAUGCCGAUGCAUGAGUGGACACCGCUCAGUUGGCUUCCUAUCGUUUGCUUACAGAACAUUUGGAAUUAAAGCGAAUAUGUCAACUUUCGGUGCAGAAUUUGAGGAGGUUUGGCCAAAACCGGGUGCAGUUAUAAAAUUAACCGAGUUUGGUACAAAAUUAUUACAAAAGUGUUUGAAGGUCGAAAAGCCGGAUGUGAGCCGUAUAGACAUUAAAAGCUUCAUCAAGAAGUCAUCUAACUUUCCCGUAGAGUUCGGCACCAAUACCUGUCGUGUAAUAAGCCAACCGAAAGAGCGUUAUCCGGAAAUCGAAAAGCAAAUCGCUUCUGCCUAUCCAAUAAUACAUGAACGAGUUUUGGCCUUGUAUCUAGCAUUCUUGGAACACAAAUGCAAAUAUGGAAAUAAACGCGAACUUGAGCUAUACCAAAAUUUGACACUCACCGAUUUUGUGCAACGCCUGCUGGCGAAGCGCUGCGUUAGCUUCUUUGGUAAAAACGAUAAAUAUCUUUUAUUAUCACGCCAUCGUGGCUGCAGUGGCUUCUUGGAUAUUGGCACGGAUGGCGAGAAACCACCGUUGCUGCUAGAAGACGUGCUCUGCUACGAUGAGAUCAAGCUCUCCGCAUUUCUUUCCGUAUCUUCACACACGGAGUUCCUCAAUGACGGCAAUCGACAGAAUUGUGGCGUCAUCGAACGCAAUAAAUCGCGCAUUGAAACGGACGGUGUCAUAAUUGGUCUAAUUGGCGCACGACUUGUGCGACGCGAUGUUAUGGAAUACCAGGAUAUCAUAAUUACCAGCAAACAAAAUACCAAAGAAAAUGGUUACGGUUUACCCAUCGAUGCGGAGACAAAUUCACGUCCGGCUGAUUACAGGCGCGUAUGGAAGCAAUUCUAUGAGGAGCGUGAUUAUCUGUAUGAACAGGUGACGCUUGAUGGCAAACGUUUUGGCAACGCGCGUGCACAAAAGGACAUAUUCGAUAAUGUGCUAAUGAAGAAACGUUAUACGAUCUCCUUUGAUACGUUGCUGCUGGAGAGCGAGGCACGCGCUGCAGCUGCGGGCAAGCAAGCUUUUAUACAUGUGGUUGGCAUUGGUUUGGGUGUAUGGCGCGCGGCCGAGCAACAAGAGAAAGUAUUUUUGGAAACCUUUGCGCAACGUUUGAAGCUGUUGUUGCCCAAAUUGUCGCAUAUCGGUGUGGUGCACUUCUCUUGGUUCAAACUGAGCGAAUGGGGCGAUCUGAAGCACGGUGGCAUUUAUAAGUCGCCCACACAUCCUGAUGGCGGUAUACGUACAUUUUUAUCAAAACGCAAUCCAGCAGAUAAGCUGGUGAGCAUAAAUAUGAAAUCCCCUGAGCUGGAGAAUAUGCUGCUUAUCGUCUCAUACGCCUGGGACGGCAAUGCUUUGCCAGGCAAUGAGUUUUGGAUGAAAAUGCUGAAGUCUACCGGCGAUUCUUCAACAGCUUGCAGCACGCUCGUAACCGAGCUGCAUAAUCCGCAUAUCAAUACGGAGCUGGUGAAUGGCGCUAAUUUACAUAUUGCCUCUGAGAAAUAUGGUGUUUUACAUAUAGCAGAUUAUAUUAAAAACAUAUUAGAAUGAGUGCGUGUGUCGGUGGAAAGUUUAACGACGCACUCAUUGUUGCUAUAUAAUUUUCUGACAGUUUUUAGUAAAACCUUAUUGUGCAAUAUUUUGUAAAAAAGUAUUAUUUAUUCACAUUGGAACUAUUUUUGAGUUAUUUGCAAUUAAAUAAAUGGUUUUUUUAACUGCCGUAGCAAA
Bactrocera dorsalis (oriental fruit fly) is the source of this 2003-nucleotide messenger RNA. RefSeq lists its product as uncharacterized. The transcript is spliced from 7 exons. The record is from RefSeq and is a predicted model, not a curated record. Bases 183 to 1826 code for a protein of 547 amino acids. NCBI's taxonomy places the organism in Eukaryota, Metazoa, Arthropoda, Insecta, Diptera, Tephritidae.